UUCUGCUUAUGAAAAUUACCGGUCGAAUAAUUUAUAUAAUUGUCAUGAAGAGUCUCAGCGCAGUUUGGAACAAACUUUCAGAGGAAAGUCACUGAAAAAUAAAGGCGAUUUUUCAAAAGUUAGUUAUUUUUUAAACUAGCAGGGUGUUAAACCUUUUUUAAUAAAACAAUUUUAGGUGUUAAACCAAUUCUGUCGUGCAAUUUCUUCGUGUGAAUGUCAACAAUGGCGGAAUCGACUCCUUCAAGUUCUUUGGAAGGCAAUGAAUAGAAUGAAAUGAGCGAACAAGCCCAACCAGUUCGUGUUACGUUUGAUGAUGUGUCAACAGCUCAGUCAAGAAUCCGAGGUAGCGUGCCUCAAACUCCUUGCGAGUACUCAAAAAUGUCUGAUGCACUGGGCAUGGAAGUGUAUUUCAAAAAAAAUUACCUUUUACCCACUGGAAGUUUUAAGGAAAGAGGAGUAAGAAAUGCACUAGAAAUGCUAUCUGAUGAUCAAAAAAGAAAAGGGGUGAUAGCUGCCUCAGAUGGAAACCACGCCUUUGCUCUUUCAUACCACGGGCAACAACUAGGCAUUCCAGUCACGAUUGUCAUGCCAGAGAAUGCACCAAUUAACAAAAUUGCAUCGUGUGAAAAAUACGGCGCCACUGUACACGAGCAAGGGACGGAUCUCCUUGAUUCAGAAAACUUUGCCCUGAAAAAAGCUGCGACUAAUGAAUUGCAAUACAUCAACAGAUGCGACGAUCCCAGCAUCAUUGCAGGAGCCGGAACAAUGGGUCUGGAGAUUAUACAACAAGUAAAAGAUGUUGAUGCUGUCAUUAUUCCUGUAGGUGGUGGCGGGCUGAUUGCAGGUGUUGCCGUGGCAGUGAAGGAGCUAAGUCCAAAAACCCUUGUCAUAGGUGUCGAAUCGGAGCGCUGUGCAAGUUUUACUGCUGCAAUGAACGGUGAACCAGUAAAAAUAGGUGUGAAUCAGGCGAUAACUUUGGCUCCUGGUUUAUGCGUUUCAAAAGAUAGCAUAAAUGCCUUUCAUACAGCAGAACCUCACAUUGAUAGAAUGAUCACAGUACAUGAAGAUUACAUCGCACUAGCUGUACUACGAUUGCUCGAGGAAGAGAAAGUUACAAUUGAAGGUGCUGGUGCAGUUGGUCUUGCUGUCUGCCUUACAGAACAAGUGCCCGAACUAAAAGAGAAAAAGGUUGUCAUUGCUCUUUGUGGUAGGAACAUUGAUUCAAUUGUGUUGGGAAGGUGUUUGGAUCGUGGCCUGGCCGCUGAUGGUCGUUUGGUGCGUUUCGUGGUCACAGUAAGUGACAGACCUGGAGCGAUAGCUGAUGUCACUCAACUGGUGGCCAGUGUUGGAGCAGACGUUAAAGAUAUUUUCUACGAAAGAGCUUGGUGGCUUUCAAGUGCAUUCAGCGUCCAGUUCAAGAUUGUGGCCAGGGUACGAGACCGUAAUCAUGGAAAAAAACUCAAAGAAGCUUUGAUUUCAAAUUACAGCAAGGAAGAAGUGAAUUGGCCUUCUUUCGAUAACGGUUCUGGUGAAGGGGAAUAUUUGCGUUAUCAAUCAGAUAAGAGGGAUAAUGAUGUUGACAUCGCUGCCAAGCCUUCUGAGAAAGUGCCAAAUACGAAUAAUGAUGUUGACUUCACUGCCGAGCUUUCCAGAAAAAGGCCAAAAUUGCAGUCGCAAGAGUGGAAAUACAUAGGUGAAUCAGCAAAACAUAAAAAAAUGUUUUCUGAAAUGAUCAAACAUUGGCCGAAAGCGAGAGAAGGUAAAAAAAGUGGGAGAUGUGCGUGUGAUUUUCUUAAACGAGUUUUGCAUUGGCAGAGGAAGCGAUGGAAGCCGUGUUUUUCUUGGACUGAGAAAGGAUGGUUACGGCAAGGCAGUGAAACGAAUAUUUCGAGAUAACUGUAUUGAUCUAGCUCAUCAAGAAAAGAAAAUUUUGAAUGAAUUCAACGCAAAGAAGUCAAAAUAUGUUGUGAAUUAUUCCUACUUAGAAGAGGAUGUUGGAACGGAAUAUGUCUAUUUAAUAUUAGACUUAUGCGAAGAAUCAUUGGAGAGUUUUGUGAAGUUUUCUACUUUGCCUGAUCUUC
Messenger RNA from Xenia sp. Carnegie-2017, 2081 nucleotides. RefSeq names its product L-threonine ammonia-lyase-like. The record is from RefSeq and is a predicted model, not a curated record. Lineage: Eukaryota; Metazoa; Cnidaria; Anthozoa; Malacalcyonacea; Xeniidae. Gene Ontology annotation, biological process: L-serine catabolic process; L-threonine catabolic process. The transcript is spliced from 14 exons. Gene Ontology annotation, molecular function: threonine deaminase activity; L-serine ammonia-lyase activity. Bases 274 to 1896 code for a protein of 540 amino acids.